Molecule: messenger RNA, 5814 nt
Organism: Vitis vinifera (wine grape)
Lineage: Eukaryota; Viridiplantae; Streptophyta; Magnoliopsida; Vitales; Vitaceae
Product: ABC transporter C family member 5
Exons: 11
Coding region: 762-5360 (1532 amino acids)
Biological process (GO): transmembrane transport
Cellular component (GO): vacuolar membrane; plant-type vacuole
Molecular function (GO): ATP hydrolysis activity; ATP binding; ABC-type transporter activity
Source: RefSeq, a predicted model, not a curated record
ACAAGGCGACACCUCUUUUUUCAGACUCACCUUCCAUUCAUACUGGUGAUACAUCAUACGACUUUUUUUCUUUUUGGGUUUUUCUUUUUAGGAGUUCAAUAAUCUAACACGGAAGUGAAGCGCAAAGAACCAUAACAAAGGUGGGACAGAGAGCAAUCUCUCUCUCUCUCUCUCUCUCUCUCUCGCUCUCUCUCUCUCUCUCUCUCCAGUUUUUUCUCUCUAGAAUGGGUUCUUCAUUCCUUAGAAUGAGAGUGUAGCUUUGCAUGGUGGUGUGGGCUUUCUCUGUCUAGCAGCUUCUGCUACGUUCUCUUUAUCAAAGGGGACUGUUUGCCUCGGCAAUCUGUACAGGGUUCGCCAAACGAUUUUACAGGAAAAACCCAGGUCAGUGCCUUGGAUUUUCUAUCCUGGGUUUUCCUCCGAUUUCAAUUUCAGGACCUCUUCUUGUCAGCUUCUGUACUCUCAAGAUAACAUAGAGAGAGAAGGCUAGAGCACUCAGAGAGAGGAAAAAAACAAUUUUGUUUCUCUCUCUUUCUCUCUCUGUCUUCGUGGCUCUGUCUCUCUCCAUUUUCUGCGUUGAUGAUGCAAAUCUGUUUGUUUCCAUGUGCAAUGUGUCUGCAGAUUUUCUCUCCAAAUACCCAUUUUUUCCCUGCCAUUUCCAGAUGGUGAAAUGCCCCUCUCACGAUUCGAUCUCUCUUGCUUAACUCACCACCGUCUCAGUGUUUUCGACCUUCUUCUCCUCCUCCAAAAUUUCUUUUCCGAUAAUGGGUAUCGUUCUUCUGCUGAGUAAAUUCAUAUCGUCAUCUUCCCUCACCUCCUCAUCUCAUACCCUGUUGAGAGCAAUUAACGGGUUGCCCAUAUUGGAGCUGUCAUCAAUUUGCAUCAAUUUGACAUUAUUCCUUGUGUUUCUCUUCAUCGUAUCAGCUCGUCAAUUUUUCGUAUGUAUUGGUCGAGUUCGAAUAAUUAAGGAUGAUUCUGGGGCGAAUUCUAACCCAAUUCGGCGUAGUAUUGAUAGGGAGAUUCGCGAUAUUGAGAUUGGUAAGGGUUUCAUAGCUACGGUGUCCUGCUGUUUCUAUGUUUUGUUAUUGCAAGUUUUGGUGUUAGCCACUGAUGGGAUUGGCCUAAUCAGAGGGGCUUUGAUUGGGAAAACUGCAAAUUGGUCGCUUCUUUGCUUACCUGCAGCUCAAUUCUUAGCUUGGUUCGUGUUGAGCGUUUCGGCUCUCCAUUGUAAAUUUAAGGUGUCUGAGAAGUUCCCUUUGCUGCUGAGGGUGUGGUGGUUUGUUUCAUUUAUCAUUUGGUUGUGUUCAGUUUAUGUUGAUGCCAAAGGGUUCUUCAGAGAAGGUUUAAACCAUGUGAGUGCACAUGUUUUGGCAAAUUUUGCUGCUUCCCCUGCCCUUGCUUUUCUGUUUUUUGUUGCAAUUCGGGGUGUUACUGGUAUACAAGUGCGCAGAAACUCUGAUCUUCAGGAGCCAUUGCUGCCUGAAGAAGAAGCAGGGUGUCUUAAGGUCACACCUUAUAGUGAAGCUGGGCUCUUUAGUUUGGUCACACUUUCGUGGCUGAACCCACUGCUUUCAGUUGGGGCAAAGAGACCACUUGAGCUAAAGGACAUUCCCCUUCUUGCACCGAAAGACCGUGCCAAAACUAAUUAUAAGGCUUUGAAUUCGAAUUGGGAGAAAUUGAAGGCUGAGAAUACAUCAAAACAGCCUUCUUUAGCUUGGGCAAUUCUCAAGUCAUUUUGGAGGGAGGCAGCUUGUAAUGCCGUCUUUGCUGGUCUGAAUACUCUUGUUUCCUAUGUGGGUCCUUACAUGAUUAGCUAUUUUGUGGAUUACUUAGGAGGAAAUGAGACCUUUCCUCAUGAGGGAUAUAUUCUUGCUGGAAUAUUCUUCUCAGCAAAAUUGGUGGAGACCUUAACUACAAGGCAGUGGUAUCUUGGGGUUGAUAUUUUGGGCAUGCAUGUGAGAUCGGCUCUAACUGCAAUGGUUUAUCGCAAAGGACUAAGGCUCUCGAGCUCAGCCAAGCAAAGCCAUACCAGUGGGGAGAUUGUGAACUAUAUGGCCGUUGAUGUUCAGAGAGUGGGGGACUACUCUUGGUAUCUUCAUGACAUUUGGAUGCUUCCCCUGCAAAUAAUUCUUGCCCUCGCGAUUCUAUAUAAAAAUGUUGGAAUUGCUUCUGUUGCUACAUUCAUUGCCACCAUUAUAUCAAUUGUUGUUACUGUUCCACUUGCAAAACUGCAAGAAGAUUAUCAGGACAAAUUAAUGGCUGCCAAGGAUGAUAGGAUGAGGAAGACUUCAGAGUGCCUGAGGAACAUGAGGAUUCUCAAGUUGCAUGCUUGGGAGGACAGGUAUCGAAUGAAGCUGGAGGAAAUGCGUCAUGUGGAGUUCCACUGGCUCCGGAAAGCUCUCUACUCGCAGGCUUUUGUUACAUUCAUUUUCUGGAGCUCACCCAUUUUUGUUGCUGCCAUCACCUUUGGUACUUCAAUUUUGUUGGGUACUCAGCUCACAGCAGGAGGUGUUCUUUCUGCUCUGGCCACUUUCAGAAUCCUUCAAGAACCGCUUAGGAAUUUCCCCGACUUGGUCUCAAUGAUGGCUCAGACAAAGGUUUCUCUUGAUCGAAUUUCUGGAUUCUUGCAGGAGGAAGAGUUGCAGGAAGAUGCAACCAUUGUUCUGCCACGAGGCAUCACAAACAUGGCCAUAGAAAUAAAAAAUGGAGAGUUCUGCUGGGACCCUACUUCUUCAAAGCUGACAUUAUCGGGAAUACAAAUGAAAGUGGAGAGGGGGAGGCGUGUGGCUGUAUGUGGAAUGGUUGGUUCUGGGAAAUCGAGCUUUCUCUCUUGUAUCCUCGGAGAGAUUCCGAAAAUCUCUGGUGAAGUUAGAAUAUGUGGUUCUGCUGCUUAUGUCUCUCAGUCAGCUUGGAUACAGUCUGGAAAUAUUGAAGAAAAUAUCCUUUUUGGCAGCCCAAUGGAUAGGGCAAAGUACAAGAAAGUUCUCCAUGCUUGUUCACUGAAGAAGGAUUUGGAACUAUUCUCGCAUGGAGAUCAAACCAUUAUUGGUGACAGAGGCAUAAAUUUGAGUGGUGGCCAGAAGCAACGAGUGCAGCUUGCAAGGGCACUCUAUCAAGAUGCGGAUAUUUAUUUACUUGAUGAUCCCUUCAGUGCUGUCGAUGCACACACUGGUUCGGAAUUAUUUAAGGAGUACAUAAUGACUGCACUAGCUACUAAGACUGUGAUUUUUGUGACCCACCAAGUUGAAUUUCUGCCAGCUGCUGAUAUGAUACUGGUUCUCAAGGGAGGGCAUAUCAUCCAAGCAGGAAAAUAUGAUGAUCUUUUACAAGCUGGAACUGAUUUUAAAACUUUAGUCUCAGCUCAUCAUGAAGCAAUUGAAGCUAUGGAUAUUCCCAGUCACUCAUCUGAGGAUUCAGAUGAAAUUAUGCCUCCUAAUGGAUCUGUUGUGUUAAAAUGUGACACACAGGCAAAUAAUAUUGAAAAUUUAGCAAAGGAAGUGCAAGAGGGUGUAUCAACUUCAGACCAAAAAGCAAUUAAGGAAAAAAAGAAAGCAAAACGUGCAAGGAAAAAGCAGCUUGUUCAGGAAGAGGAAAGAGAAAGGGGAAGGGUCAGCAUGAAGAUCUAUUUGUCAUAUAUGGCUGCAGCAUAUAAAGGCCUAUUGAUCCCACUGAUUAUCCUUGCACAGGCUCUGUUUCAGGUGCUUCAAAUAGCUAGUAAUUGGUGGAUGGCUUGGGCAAAUCCACAAACUGAAGGCGGGCUACCGAAGACAAGUCCUAUGGUCCUUCUCGGUGUUUUUAUGGCCCUUGCUUUUGGGAGCUCUUGUUUCAUAUUUGUUAGGGCUGUUCUGGUUGCCACAUUUGGUCUAGAAGCUGCGCAGAAAUUGUUUGUAAAGAUGCUUAGAAGUGUGUUUCGAGCACCAAUGUCUUUCUUUGACUCUACUCCAGCUGGACGUAUACUGAAUCGUGUGUCUAUUGAUCAAAGUGUUGUGGAUCUUGACAUUCCUUUUAGACUUGGUGGGUUUGCUUCGACGACUAUACAGCUUCUUGGUAUUGUUGGUGUAAUGACAAAAGUUACCUGGCAAGUUUUACUCCUUGUCAUUCCAAUGGCCAUUGCUUGCUUGUGGAUGCAGAAAUAUUACAUGGCUUCAUCAAGGGAACUGGUUCGUAUUGUUAGCAUCCAGAAAUCUCCAGUUAUCCAUCUUUUUGGUGAAUCAAUUGCUGGGGCAGCCACAAUUAGAGGAUUUGGACAGGAGAAGAGGUUCAUGAAGAGGAAUCUUUAUCUUCUCGAUUGCUUUGGUCGCCCCUUCUUCUAUAGUCUUGCUGCUAUUGAAUGGCUCUGCCUGCGCAUGGAGUUACUCUCAACCUUCGUGUUUGCCUUUUGCAUGAUUUUGCUAGUGAGCUUCCCACAUGGAAGUAUUGACCCAAGCAUGGCAGGCCUUGCUGUUACUUAUGGCCUUAAUUUGAAUGCUCGACUAUCACGGUGGAUACUUAGUUUCUGCAAGCUUGAAAACAAAAUUAUUUCCAUUGAAAGGAUUCACCAAUACAGCCAAAUCCCAGGAGAAGCUCCACCGAUCAUUGAGAACUCUCGCCCUCCAUCCUCGUGGCCAGAGAAUGGAACAAUUGAACUGAUUGAUCUAAAGGUCCGCUACAAGGAAAGUCUUCCUGUUGUGCUUCAUAGUGUAACCUGCAAAUUUCCUGGUGGUAAUAAAAUUGGAAUUGUUGGGCGUACUGGAAGUGGUAAAUCGACUUUGAUCCAGGCGCUAUUCCGAAUGAUUGAACCAGCAGGUGGGAAGAUCAUAAUUGACAACAUUGAUAUUUCAACAAUUGGCCUUCAUGACAUUCGUAGCCGUCUGAGUAUAAUACCUCAAGAUCCUACCUUGCUUGAAGGGACAAUUAGAGGCAAUCUUGAUCCUCUUGAAGAGCACUCAGACCAGGAAAUUUGGCAGGCACUUGAUAAGUCUCAGCUUGGGGAUGUAAUCCGCCAAAAAGAGCAAAAGCUUGAUACGCCAGUGCUCGAGAAUGGAGAUAAUUGGAGUGUUGGGCAAAGGCAACUGGUUUCCCUGGGCCAGGCUUUGCUUAAACAGGCAAGAAUUUUGGUGCUUGAUGAAGCGACUGCUUCAGUUGAUACAGCCACAGAUAAUCUUAUCCAGAAGAUUAUCCGAACUGAAUUCCAGAACUGCACUGUAUGCACUAUUGCGCAUCGGAUCCCAACCGUUAUCGAUAGCGAUCUUGUUCUGGUCCUCAGUGAUGGUCGAGUUGCAGAGUUUGAUACGCCAGCACGACUAUUAGAGGACAAAUCAUCCAUGUUCCUGAAGUUGGUCACCGAGUACUCAUCCAGGUCAAGUGGCAUUCCAGAUUUUUGAAUUAGAUGGUGUGCCUCAAAACCUUGCAGUUAUAAAAGCAACAAGAACAUACAACUACUCUAAGAAUACUGCUCUUCUUGUGGUGGCGGCAGCGGCAGCUUCAGCUUCUGGAAAAGAGAUGGGAGACUAAAAGGGAACCACAGGCCAAGAAGAAGAAAACAAUUUGGUUUAAGUGUUGAAGAGAUAAUUAGUAGCCACUUUUAAAGCAGGACUGGAGGAUUCAUGCAUGGUUGGCAUAUGCCUUCAUAGAGAAAAUAAGUCAGGGUUGGGAGAGGUUGGUAAUAAUUAGGUGAAUAGUAAGAAAUGCGGCCCAUUUGUUUCGAGAAUGUGCAAUAAAACUAGGUUCUUGCUUCAUUAGUUUUACUUGUAGAGCAUUAAUUAGAGAGUCAAAUGUGUAUUCCACUGUUUCAACUGCAGAAAUUAUGUUAAACAAUUCUGCAUGGUUCAAAUUCCA